Messenger RNA from Rhipicephalus sanguineus (brown dog tick), 3315 nucleotides. RefSeq names its product calcium permeable stress-gated cation channel 1 (gene Tmem63). Bases 96 to 2549 code for a protein of 817 amino acids. Gene Ontology annotation, cellular component: plasma membrane. The record is from RefSeq and is a predicted model, not a curated record. Gene Ontology annotation, molecular function: calcium-activated cation channel activity. The transcript has 22 exons. Lineage: Eukaryota; Metazoa; Arthropoda; Arachnida; Ixodida; Ixodidae.
GGCACGUUCCGAUGAGAAAGAAGAAGGUCUUCCGUUCGCCAAGGUAGGCGUCGCUCGCCCUGCUCCCGUUUUCGAGCCAGCGAUUUCUCUGCAGGAUGACUCACAAGCCUUGGCAGAGCGACGAGUUUGUCCUGUUCGAGGAGCGACAGGCCAUCAAGUGCAAGUUCUUCAAGAAGGGCAACUUCACCGUCACGCUCGCUCCGGGCUACCAGGGCAUUCCCGAGAACCUCGUCAUCAACCUGGUCAUGUGGGUGGGCCUCAUCACCUUGUACAGCGUACUGAACCGAACUGCGAAGAACUACAGCAGACUGGCCUUACUACACAAGGAUGACCAGAAGUGGUCUCAGCUUAUAUACGGAAACAGAAGCGACCAGCAGGAUGAUGAGAGCCUCGAGUCCCUGGAGACGGUCAUCCGACACGAAACCGGUUUGCUCAGUUGGGUGUGGUCGAUUUUCUUGAUCAAGGACCGGCACAUCCUGAAGAAAAACGGACCGGACGCCGUGCAGUACCUGACCUUCCAGCGGCACAUCAUCGUGCUCGUGCUCAUCGUGUGUCUGCUCUGCGUCGGCGUCAUUCUGCCCAUACAUGUGUUCGGCGACAUAGAAGGAGACGCGAGGAAGUUUGUUCAUACGACACUGAACAACAUGGAUCCAAACGCGUCGAGCCUGUGGGUCCACGUGAUCCUCAGUUUCCUGUUCCUGCCGCUGGGCGUCCUCUUUAUGCGCCACUUCUCGGCCAAGCUGCACAUCAGGCCGGAAGAGAGCCGCGUCAGUCGGACUCUAAUGAUCGUGGGCGUUCCGCGCAAGAGCUGCCACGCUGACGUCUUUCGGCAGCACUUCAGGGAAGCCUACCCGGAAUGCGUCAUCCAGGACAUAAAGUUCGCCUACGACAUCCGGGAACUGGUGGUGCUCGACAGCAACAGGGAAGUAUCGACGCAAGCCCGCAUGUGGUGUGAGAACCAUAUCAACGCCACCGGAAAGAGGCCCAAGAUGCGUCCAUACCAGUUCAGCCGCCUCUGGAUCUUCGGAGACGCAUGCGGCUGCAAGAUGGUGGACGCCCUGGACUACUACUCCCGCGAGGAGAGCGAGUACUUGCGCGAGGUGGAGAAGGAGCGGGCCAACGCCCUCGAGAGGCCCGUCGGUUUCGUGUUCGUCACGUUCGAGACCGAGGAGAUGGCCAUGAUGGUUUGCAAGGACUACCGGUCGCAGUGCCAGUGCUACGCCACGACGCCUUCCUCGAGCGUGAGCAAAGAGCUCAAGUCCAACUCCUGGAAGGUCGUCUUUGCUCCACCCCCCAGCGACAUCUUCUGGGAGAACCUGUCCAUCGGAAAGUGGGCCUGGUACAUCCGUUCCUUCUUCAUCAACUUCGUGCUCUUUCUCAUCCUCUUCUUUCUGACGACACCGUUCAUCAUCGUCUCAAACUUGGAACACAUAUUUCCCUCAGCCGAGCACCUGAACCCUUUCUUGUCAAAGUUCCUGCCGACCAUGAUGUUGUGGCUCGUAGCCGCAGCGAUGCCCGCCAUGGUCACGAUGUCUGACGUGUUUAUUGCCCACUGGACCAGGUCAUCAAGAAACCACUGGGUCAUGAGGAAAAUCUUCAUAUUCCUUUUGUUCAUGGUGCUGAUCUUGCCUUCCCUUGGUCUCCCCAGUGCUGAAGUACUGGUUUCCUGGGUACUGAAGCCGACCAAUGAAACGCACCUGUGGAAGUGCCUGUACCUUCCAGACAGCGGCGCUUUCUUCAUCAACUACGUCGUGACGUCAUCCUUCGUCGGCACCACCAUGGAGCUGAUCCGAUUCCCGCAGCUGUGCCUCUUUAUCCUGUACACUUUCAUGUCACGCUCCAAGGCCGAAACCUUCGCAGUGCAGCGGGCAUCGCUGUUCGAGUUCCACUUUGGCGUCCACUACGCGUGGUACCUGCUGAUAUUCGCGAUUACAAUGAUCUACAGCCUCUCGUGCCCACUCAUCGUGCCCUUCGGUCUGGUCUACCUCUGCUUCAAGCACAGCGUAGACCGCUAUAAUAUCUAUUUCGUGUACACGCCAUCGAAGACGAACAAAUAUAUCCACGCGACCGCCAUCGACUUCGUCAUAGGCUCCCUGAUUCUACUGCAAUUUACGCUGGCCAUAUUCUUCUACUUAAGGACAGGAAACAGCAACGUGACGGUGGCGACCUGCAUUAUAGCCCUAAUGUCAUUCCUUAUGUUCCUCGGACAAGCCAUGAUGAAAUGUUUUCGUGAUUUCGGACCGAUAAAAUACGCGGCUGCCAAACGCAAGACGUACGGCACCAGGCCCAGCCCGCGCAAGCUUUCCACCGUCACUGUGGCCCCGAAGCCCGCGAUCAAGAAAAAAGGGCAGCAGCGGCACGCUUACGCGGGACCCUCCGUCGCCGACAGCCACGGUGGGUCGUUCCCGUGUGGCUCUCCCGUGCCGGAAGCCAUUCCACUGACUGCCAUCGACACCCGGGCUGAACCGGUUGACGUCGUGGAUUCGCCUACGCCCACACUUUCGACGGCUGUGCACAACCACUCGGCGAUACGUCAUGCUUGCGAGUGAACUCGCAGCACAUAGACUUCUAAAAAAACUCGUUGCUACCAUUUGUGGACUCGCUUAUGAGUGUAUUGUUUUUUUUCUACGCAUUAUGUGGUGUUAAAAUGUUUUUGCGUUUACUAACUCCGAGAUUAAAGAAUUCGUGAGGCGACCAGUUUCAUUUUAAUGUUCGCCUGUGAUUGCACGAAAAAAAUGUGCCCAGUGUUCGUCGUGCUUGCGAGUGAACUUAGAGCGCAUGGACUGAUUAACAUAAAUCUUAUACAAGAAUAGUUACAGCCAUUUGUGAACUUGCUUUUGAGUAUAUUUGUUCCUGCGCAUUCUGCGCUGUUAAAAUCUCUUGCGCUUACUUAAUCCGAGAUCAAAAAUUUCCCGAAGCUACCAGUGUCGUUUCCGUGUCUGCCUGUGAUUGCGCGAAAAAUUUCAUGCCCGGUGUGUCAGCCAGACCUUCGGAGCAAAUCGAACCCUAUUCCCGAAGACGUAGGUAACGGAAUCUAGUCGGUGCAUUUCUUUUGGAAAUGGCAUACACAGAACCGGCCUGGGAGUGCGUGUUCGUGCGAGUCAUGCAUUCGCAUUGUGGCGUUGAAGGCACUCGCCUUGCACGUGAAGCUAAUUCGUGGUGAACUGUCUCUCAUUGCGUGGCCUACGAUGUGCACCGUUUGUAAUUUCUGUGUAGCGGCUAAGUUUUGCAGAUUAUCGAUCAUUGUGUUUGUACAGCGUUACGUGCUUGUAGGUGUUAUUUGCACUAAACGAUGUUCUUUUGGGCAAUCGCCUU